UCCUAUCUCAUCUUGAUCCGCACAGCCCCGAAACAAUUCGCACAGUCAGUGUUCAUAUCCAACCCAGGUUAGGUCAAGGAGCCAAGAUGGGAGCAGCAAUCCGCGCCGUCCCCAAUAGGGCCACCAGGGCAGUCGAUCUCCUCCGCACCGUUCAGUUCUCUCAUCCACCAUCCUGUCCGUGCCACUCCAACCCCAAUCACCACCACCACCACCACCCGGCCUCGGCAGCAUCCACCGUCUCCCGCUUCGCAGACCGCCUAGCCAGGCCCAGCCUAUCUCGGUCGCGGGGGUAUGCCACGCCGCGCGACCCGUCCCAGCAAAAGGAGUAUGCCUUUGAGAUGGCGGCCUCGUCGAUCCGGUUCGGGCCGGGGGUCACGCGCGAGGUGGGCAUGGACCUCAAAAACCUCGGGGCGAAGCGCGUGUGCGUCGUGACAGAUGCCACGGUGGACAAGCUCGAGGCGAUGCAGCAGGUGCGGGAGGCGCUGGAUGCGGAAGGGGUCGAGUAUAGGGUGUUUAAGGGGGUGCAGAUCGAGCCCAAGGAUUACUCUAUCAAAGAAGCCAUCGCCUGGUCCAAGGCGUACUCCCCGGACAGUUUCCUCGCCGUAGGUGGCGGCUCGGUAAUUGACACGGCCAAGCUCAUGAACCUAUAUACAUGCUACCCUUCCGCCUCCUUCCUCGACUUCGUCAACGCGCCCCUUGGCAAGGGCCUACCCAUCACCCGCAAGCUCCUACCGCUGAUCGCGGUCCCCACGACGGCGGGAACGGGCAGCGAGACGACGGGCACGGCCAUCUUCGACCUGACGACGCACCACGCCAAGACGGGCGUCGCGCACAGGAACCUCAAGCCCACCCUGGGCAUCUGCGACCCGCUCAACACGCGGACCAUGCCCGCCGCGGUCAAGGCGAGUUCGGGGCUCGACGUGCUGUGCCACGCGCUCGAGUCGUGGACGGCGAUACCAUUUAGCGAGCGCACCCCGAGACCCGCGAACCCAAUCCUUCGCCCGGCGUACCAGGGCGCGAAUCCGAUCAGUGAUGUUUUCUCGUUGAGUGCGCUGCGCCAGACGGUCAGGUACCUGCCGCGGUCGGUGAGGGAUCCGGAGGACUUCGAGGCGCAGAGUGAGAUGCUGCUUGCGGCUACGCUGGCGGGCGUUGGGUUUGGGAAUGCGGGGGUGCAUUUGUGUCAUGGCAUGUCGUACCCCAUCUCGGGCCAGAACCCGGGCUACAAGCACGCCGGGUACGAGGUCGACACGCCCAUCAUCCCGCACGGCGUGUCGGUCGCCGUGUCGGCGCCGGCCGUGUUCAGGUUCACCGGCCCCUCAAACCCGGAGCGCCAUCUCGCGGCCGCCGAGGCGUUCGGCGUGGAUAUCUCCAACCUGAAGCGGGAGAGCGCCGGCGAGGUGCUGGCCGAGGCUCUGACCAAGUUCUUGGCUGACUUGGGCGACCAGCCAGCAGGCCUUAAGGCGCUUGGGUUUGGGCGCGAGCAUAUCGAGGACUUGGUCGAGGGCACGAUUCCCCAGGCGCGGGUGCUGAUGCUGGCGCCGGGGUUAGCUAAAGAGCUGGAGCAGGAGAGGGAUCAGCUGAGGCGGUUGUUCGAGGAUGCGUUGGAGCAUUGAUGGGAUGGAAGAGCCGGUGUUGUAGGGCUAUUGUGCUGUUUAUUGUUUACAUUGUGGAGAUGGAUUCAGGGGGCGGCGCGUGAAAUGAAGCAAGUGGAAAGUGCACAGUAGAACACAAUGGCCAUGAAAUACAUGGCUGUGGAUAUACGCUUCACACGAAUAGAUUCAAGAUGUGAUUGUCGAGUUGAGCUCAG
Parathielavia appendiculata is the source of this 1807-nucleotide messenger RNA. RefSeq names its product Dehydroquinate synthase-like protein. The record is from RefSeq and is a predicted model, not a curated record. Gene Ontology annotation, cellular component: mitochondrion. Bases 87 to 1613 code for a protein of 508 amino acids. Gene Ontology annotation, molecular function: alcohol dehydrogenase (NAD+) activity; metal ion binding. NCBI's taxonomy places the organism in Eukaryota, Fungi, Ascomycota, Sordariomycetes, Sordariales, Chaetomiaceae. The transcript has 4 exons.